Messenger RNA from Vidua macroura (Pin-tailed whydah), 566 nucleotides. Its product is annotated as claw keratin-like. Lineage: Eukaryota; Metazoa; Chordata; Aves; Passeriformes; Viduidae. The record is from RefSeq and is a predicted model, not a curated record. Gene Ontology annotation, molecular function: structural constituent of cytoskeleton. Gene Ontology annotation, cellular component: intermediate filament. The transcript is spliced from 2 exons. The coding region runs from base 99 to 566 and encodes 155 amino acids.
GGGGAGAUGUAUAAAAGGCCCAAAGGUUUCACAGAGCUCUAUCCACCUUCCACUGCUUGACUCGCCUUGUCAACUUGCUUUGCCAGCCGAGCCGAAGGAUGUCCUGCUCCAGCCUGUGUGUCCCCAGCUGCGGGGUGGCCACCCCGGCCCCUCUGGCUGACACCUGCAACGAGCCCUGCGUGCGGCAGUGCCCCGACUCCACGGUGGUCAUCCAGCCCCCGGCCUCGGUGGUCACCUUCCCCGGGCCCAUCCUCAGCUCCUUCCCGCAGCAGAGCGCCGUGGGCUCGGCCGGAGCUCCCUAUGUGGGAGCCGGCUCCGGGGGCGCCUUUGGAAGCCGUGCGGGCUACGGGGCCCUUGGGGGCUAUGGAGGUUAUGGAGGCUGGGGCUAUGGAAGCCGUGGUGGCUACGGGGGUUGGGGCUAUGGAGGCCGUGGGGGCUACGGGGGCUGGGGUUGUGGAGGCUGGGGCUAUGGAGGCCUUGGGGGCUAUGGGGGCUAUGGGAGCUGUGGCUACGGCGGCUGGAGCAGUGGCCACCGCUACCUGAAUGGCAACUGCUGGCCCUGCUAA